AAAGUGUUCUCACGAACAACCACCACAACGGUGCCCGAUCGGCUGAAGACGGCGAAGGUUGUGCGCGAUCGUGGCCUGUUUCGUACUCUUUUAGCUGGUGAUCGUGACGGAUAGGUGUUUGGAGAGUGUCUCCCGAUCUAAACCAAUAGAUUCAGUAUCGCUUGAAGUAACUUAGUUGGUGUCCUUGUCCGCUGUGCAAGUUUUAAUUGGAGUCAAUAUUUCUUUAGCUGCCAUCAAAUUAUCCAGCGAAACCUGAUGGACGGUGGAGCAAUGGAUUUUCCACUGGUUGGAGAGAUAAGAGAAAAAGAAAAGCUGAAGCAAAGUCCAACAGUGGCGAAGAGUGUGGCGACACCAUCGCCAAAGUCCUGGACGUUUGGAGAAUACCUUACAACUCGACAGAAACGUCGCCAGUCUGCUGUGGCCGGCAGUGGCAAGGGCAAGGAGAAUGUUGCCUCCGCCUCGGUCCGCAAGCAGAUAUUCCCAUCGGACAGCUCCGGCGCGGCGGCGGGUCAAACCGCGGAGUCUCCGCGUCUGAAGCGCAAGCGCUCGUUUGCUAGCAACACCGUCAACACUACCCAGCCGGUGUCCACUGCUUCCAGACAGAAAUCUGUGCAAGCACCUCACGGUGUAGUUGAAGUACCAGCAUCCAGUCCACAUGGCCAGCAGCAGGGUCGUCGACGGCGUAAAGUAGGUAGCCGCAGUGCCAGCAGCAGCAGCAACUCGUCCAGUGCUGGCGACGGGCAAACCCUGCGCACCAUGUGGGACAGCGUGGUGGCCAUGAUGAAGACGGCCGUUGACUCCAUUCUAUUCGACGAUGAUGCAGAUGCGGAAAAUGAGGGCGCGUUCCAAUCCCCAGCCAAGCGACGCUGUCCAGCGGAGAGUGGCAUGCCGCUGCGUGCAGCUGACAGAACUCAACAGCCUCUACGCCGCACUCAGUCCAACACAAGAACCCAAAACAUCGAGCCAUCGAAGAUCAAGGAAGCCAAGAAUCUUGACCCCGACGCUAGGAAAACCCGUCGACGCGUAACCAGGAAGCAGUCCAUGUUCUCACGAUCCUCUCAGGUAGCACCGCCUGACCAGAGUGCAGCAGCGUCAACUGGCGGCCAGAUGACGGGGGCAACCAGUCCUGUUGCCACGGCGCAGGAGCUCAGUGUGUUCACAUUCCGCCGGUCGCCUCUGAGCACAAAGGUGGCCAGUGCGUUCGGCUCGCCACGCUCCUCCGGUCGCCAGCACAGCGCGCCCACUCGCCAAUGCCCCGUUCCGCUCAAGCACAUACCUGCCCGCUCGACCCGCGCCUCCGACGGUGGCCGCCUGCGCACACCCGUCCACCUCUGCGCACCGUCUCCGCUCUGCUCACCACUGUUCCGAGAGGAACCCACCAGCCUCCGAAGAACUGAAGCAGACCAAACGCCCGGCGAUGGCAAUUGUGUCAAUCGACAUUCAGAAGCACUCAACAGAAGUUUCAGAUCUUCAUCCAGGCCAUCCAGUCGCAAUGGCGCGGUUCGUGUGUCUCGCUCUCGCUCUGCACGCAACGUGUCAUCGCGAAUUGAUGUGCCUAGCCGCUCGCCUACACCUGUUGGCAUCGACAUUGAUCCUCUCCUCAAGAUGAAAGUUCCGAGCACAGCAAUGCCUGUUCGUACUGCCACACGACCGAAGCAGUGUACUGAGGCUAAACACAGUGUGCCCAAACUCAAUGCCGUUGAUGAAAGCCGCGAUGCCGACAUUUCGGCUAGCUCCAGUAACGACAGCACAGGUGCAGGGUUAGCUGCAGUGCCGCCUCCCCCUGCACCACCACUCCCACCACCGCUGCCAACAGAAACGACCGUAUCUAACACCGAGUCAACGACCAGUGGUCCACCUCCGCCGCCACCGCCUGUUCCAAAAGUACUGACUAAAGCCGAUGCGCCGCGUGUUGUUCAGCAAAGUCGAGCCGAUCGAGUCCUCUCUGGCAUGCAGGAGCGACUGCGCAAUCGCAUGCGUCAGGCAGUCGAGUCGGCCAAGUCCGUCACCGACAAGUCGACAAAGAAUGAGAAGGUGGAAAUCGAUCCAAAGAUAACACAAUGGGCUGCCAUUCAAUCCAAGUACCGCAAGAUCACCAUGGAAGAGUUCUUGGCACUGGCUGAGACCCAGCGCACUGUGGCACUUCAACAAAUUCAGGCAUUGUCCAUGCGGCUGCCUUCGGAGAUGAAUGAGAUCAUUCAGUGCGUGGAGAGCUUGGCCGCUGCUACAUGCUGGUGGCCUGGUGGCAUAAAGGAGAUGAAGGAGACCAUACCAGAAUGGAAAGUUCUCGAGCCCAAGCUGGACACCAUGGAAGAAUACAUCAAGGUCACUCAUAGCAUGUCUGAAGUGACGGCAAUGCCUGACGCACCGCAGGCGGAAUUCCACCUGGAAGUCUCCAGAUUACGGGACUUGUUCUUGAAGUGGCAUCGUCACUGGAGUGGAACACUGCUCUCAAGCGCCCGGUCUUGGAAAGCGUUGUCAUUGCCAGUCGAUGGGUCACUGCUCAAUCAGGCGCGGUGCUACCUGGCGGAGUUGAUGCUGCAGAUGUCGCACCGCGUGUCUGAAGAGACGGCACAGCUGCAUGGCAAGAGUAUCACACGCAGCCACCGUCAGGCUAAGCAGCUGACUAGCAUGCUUCAGGAAUGCAUAGAGUAUUUGAUCAUGUCACUGGAGCUGGUCAAGGAACCGGCCUUCCCGCACGGCAACGGCCAGGACACAACGGUCUACGACGACGAAUGCGAGCGCAUCUCAUCGCUGUUCGCCGCCACCAAGUCUGCGGGCAUCCUGUGCACGCAACGCUACGUGGAGAUGGCCAACGCGCAGUACCUUGCUGUCGUGCACACUCACCCCAAGCAGGAGGUUACCGCACAUUUCGAUGGCGUCCUCAAGACACUGGGCCUGCUGAAGAACUUAGCACGGAAGUCCCAGGACUCGAGCCUUCCUUGGAGAGCCCUGGCACAGAAAGGCGUCCUGCAGCACUUCAGCGGCACUGCUGAUGUAAGCGAGGCAAUCUACAGGAGCUGUGCCAGCGUUCUGCAGCACAUCAUGAAAGUCACCCGGGUCACUGGUGCUAGCAAUGACAAUGGAAGCAAUGGCAGCAGUGCGGCGUCCUCCUCGGCUGAGACUACACCACGCGAGAUGGUUCUGUGGCUGAUGUUUGGCUGCAAGUAUUUGAACCGCUCUCUGGAGAUGCUGGGCGAUGAUGGCCACAGCAACAUGAAGGAGCUGCUGGACUCAUUGCAACGUAUCGAAGACAGCCUACCUGGGCAGUGAUGGCCACAGCAACAUGAAGGAGCUGCUGGACCCAUUGCAACGUAUCGAAGACAGCCUAUCUGGGCAGUGAUGGCCAGGGAACACUCGACUAACUUAUUCACCCCGACGGUCUUGUUUAGUAGAUGCAUUCCUGAUAACACCACCAAUCUGGUCUCAACGAAUGUUGUGCAUUGCUGCCUGACUGUCCUUUGCCAGAUUCCGUGUCAGUACUUUGCCAUCAACCCACAGUUCUGUCAGCACCUUCGUCCAAUGAGCUGUUUUCUCCUUCCUCCAACGAACGCUUAUCCCCUUCCCCAGCAGACUGCUUUCCCCUUCCUCCCAACGAAGGCUGGGUAGUGAAGAAGAAAUUUUCUUCUUCACUCCCCAGCCAAAAUGUGUGAUCAAAUAUUCCACGCUGUACUUGUAUCAAUGGAUUAACACGUACCGAGGCUUCUUCACUUCUGUAAGAAAUGACCACUGGCAAAAACUCACCACUAAAACUAGAUGACGUCCAACAGCAUGGUGACUAACUGAUUGAUCAAUAGCUACAUGUCCAUGUACAUGUACGUAUUCAUUCGCACUUGCUUGUACGAGUAUGGUCUGUAGGUUUGUGACGCCCGCUGGCAAUGGGCGCCGGGCUCCUUGAUAAUUUUAUACUGAUUGUGUCGUCGCUGCUGGCAGUAAGUUAGAUUGCUUGCUGUUUCUUUAUUUUGUCAGUACACACACACGUACACAAGUAAUCAUUUCUAUUUCCAGCAGGCUAGACAUGUAUAUAACUUAGUGUAUAUUUUCGUUUCCCUUUGCCCACGGUGUACAUGAUAGGAAGUAUCUCACCCUUUUUUUUCUUCUUGUAUAUUGCACAUAUUUCAAAUUUAUCUUCAAGUCAUAAUGCUUUGAAUCCUCCA
Molecule: messenger RNA, 4157 nt
Organism: Sycon ciliatum
Lineage: Eukaryota; Metazoa; Porifera; Calcarea; Leucosolenida; Sycettidae
Product: mucin-5AC-like
Exons: 19
Coding region: 256-3273 (1005 amino acids)
Source: RefSeq, a predicted model, not a curated record